UUGCGGCUUGCGGCUUGCGGCUUGCGGCUUGCGGCUUUGAUUGAUUUCCAGGCCAUCACAGAGGCUUUGGAGACGGAGAACGUUUGGAUUGGAAAAAGCAACAGGAAAUGGGGCCACCCAAGCCCUCUUCUCCGGAGGAAGCCGCUUUUUCUCUCUAACAAUCUGCUUGUAACAUAUUAUUAGGUAUGUAUUAUGCCAGGUAGGUGCAAGCGAGUGAGCUGGAAAGGGAGUUGGUUGUAGCCGACAGUGAUAUCAGAUCCGGGAUGCUCCUUUCUUUCUUUGAUGUACCUACGCGAGAAAAGCGACAAACGCGUGUAAUUCCCCCCCUUUUUUUUUCUCUUUCUUUCUUUUGGAUGGGGCAACUAACGCAACCCCUUCCCGCCGCUGCCCAAACUUCGUUACCUGGUCUUGAUUGCGCCCUCGAUUGUUCUUGUUCAGUCUCCCCUGAUUACAGUAAGGCCGCUGUUGUUAGCGCUGCCACAUCGAUAACGAUAAGAGAAGAAGAACCCCGCGAUACUUUUCCCAACACCCACCCAAACCUCGCAACUUCCCCCUCUUCCACCCGGCGCGCUUUGCCAGUCCUGCUCAACAACGGAACACCCUCUGCCCAGGCCACUCUGCAAUUCACACAACACAAGUACCAGCAUUUCACACGACUUCUUUUUACCAAGCAAGACUCGCAAGUCUUAGCCAUGUCGUCCAUGACCACUAACGGCACCAACGGUGACGCCAGCGCCAAUGCCGAGGUGGACAUCCAGAACCUGGGCUUUGUUGCAACUCCCAAGGUGGAGGGGGAGUGGACAGUCGAGAAAGCUCUGGAUGCCUCCCCGGGGACUGCGACCUCGGCGGGCUCCAGCUCACCGCUCCCGUACUUCCACAUGAUUGAGCGUCUCAAGACGACGAAGCGCGAGGGCUGGCGACGCUUCGGCAUCGAAAGAGGAGAAUCCAUUGCCGACCACAUGUACCGCAUGUCCCUUCUGUCAAUGCUUGCGCCCCCGGCCCUCGUGCCUCGGCUCGACCUCGCCCGUUGCAUAAAAAUGUGUUUGAUACACGACAUGGCCGAGUCCCUCGUCGGUGACAUCACGCCCGUCGACGGCGUGCCCAAGGCGGAGAAGAACCGCCGUGAGGCGGACACGAUGGACUACAUCACCAAGACGCUGCUCGGCGGCGUGUAUGGAGGCCUGGCCGGUGCUGAGAUCCGGGAGAUCUGGCAGGAGUACGAGGACUCGAAGACGAUCAACAGCCACUUUGUGCACGACCUGGACAAGAUGGAGCUGCUUCUCCAGAUGAUGGAGUACGAGAAGCGUGGCCAGGGUAAGCUCGACCUGGGAGAGUUCGCUUACGUCGCCACAAAGUUCUCGCUGCCCGAGACCAAGGAGUGGGCCGAAGCGCUACUCAAAGAGCGGGAGCAGUUCUGGGGUGCGCAGGAGCACGUUCACGGCGAGGCGGGCGUUGAGGGUGGUGUCAAGGUAGACAGGAAAGAGCAACAGGACAGCUACUACGAGCGAAAAUGAUACGACAGGUUGGAGGGGGGGGAGGCUGUAGAGAAGUUGGAACGAAGGACUUGUGGGCAUAAUGACGGACAGAGAGAAUGACGAAGCGGCACUGCAUACACGAUUUUCUUUAUCAUCACUUUUUUUUUUUUUUUUUUUUUGCGCCAAUGGAAACAGUGGUAACGUUCUGAAGGCGAAUGGGUUCAGGGUUCUAACCCAGGCAAAAGAUGGAGUGACUGCAUACCGAUUGCAUUAUUAUGGCUAGACUGGCUUCAUAGAAUCUCAAUUCAACUCAUUCAGGAGUCAAGGUGUCAUUAAAUCCUACCUAGGUGCUCCGUAGGUUGGUUGCUAU
This is a messenger RNA of Colletotrichum navitas, 1845 nucleotides long. Its product is annotated as HD domain-containing protein. The transcript has 3 exons. Bases 264 to 1514 code for a protein of 416 amino acids. The record is from RefSeq and is a predicted model, not a curated record. NCBI's taxonomy places the organism in Eukaryota, Fungi, Ascomycota, Sordariomycetes, Glomerellales, Glomerellaceae. Gene Ontology annotation, molecular function: 5'-deoxynucleotidase activity. Gene Ontology annotation, cellular component: cytoplasm.